AUGUCGUCCCAGCCUCCCACACCUGGUAUGAAAGCGACGCGCUUCCCUCCUCUGACUCGAGGGUUUGAGUUUGAAUUCCUUAUACCAUUUCGCUUUGACAAGGUUGACGGCUACCAAGACAUUGUCAUUCCCGAGGGUAAACACUUUACCAUGUACGCUGGUUGUAUUGUGCUACCCAGAGAAAAUUUCUACCAUGAUGUGCCGGAGAUCAUGUUUGCAGACGCACGCAACGAGUGCCAUCACAUCUUGUACGGGCUCUUGACUAUGCACGGCAUCGACUGCAACGACCCCGGAUCCGUCGAGACCUACGAUACCCUCCCCCCUGAGCCCGGUCACCCGAACGCCCAAGUGGCUGGCGCUCCGGUCUACUAUCGUUGGAAUAUCAAAUCAGACGCUAGUCUCGGGGCACUCUGGGCGGAUCAUUGGUCCGAGGACGCCGGACCAUAUCAACUCGCCGACGUGGAGAUUGUAUCGCCCCCUCUGCUCGACAAUGAUCCCGAUGCUGACAAGCAGAUCAAAACGGUAUUGGAGAUAAUCCAGAAUGUAUUCCUGUGUUUUACACCGAAAUGCUGUGGAUUACAUAUUCACAUUGGCCAGGGAAAUGUCUUUUUCGACGCCGACGCCGCAAAACAACUCGCCGCCCUAUUCUUGUGCGUCGAGAGACUCUUCAAUAGCCUUCAUCCCGGACACCGCCGCCUGGACCCGUUUAACCACCCCAGCAUCCGCAACUGGACCAACGCGGGUGCAGGAAUGACGGCUGAAGAGGCCAACAACCCUCGUCACACUGUUAACACGUGGGAUGAAUGGACGCGCGAGUACGAACCCGAAGUGCCGACCCCCCGCGCCACCCUCCAGCGCGGCGUCGAGGCGCUCUUGGGAACAACGAGCGUGCCCGCCGUGAUCAAGAUGAUGACGGCGCCCGACCGCCCUGCCUAUACCUUUGACAACCUCCUCAAUCACGUCAAGCCAACUAUAGAAUGCCGUCAGGGCGCCGGCACCCUCAACCCCGAGUGGGCACUACACUGGUCGCACAUUCUGGCGGCGGUCGUCGACUUGGGCCGCCGGGCCAACGGUACGUUAUUCUGGCUGCACCUGGUCCCCACGCUGUCGUUGAUUGGAGAGAAUGGUGAAGCCUCCGAAGGUGCCAUGACCAUUGAUGCGUUUGUGCGGAAUGUCCUAAAGCUUCCCGAGACUGCUAAUUAUAUCGCGAGAACGACUCCGCAUGAGCGAUGUUAUCCACCGCUCAAAGGAGAUCAGGUGACAUGGAGACGGAACCCAGAACUCAUCCCUCAGAUAAAGCCAGCCAUGCUGCCGUGA
Messenger RNA from Pestalotiopsis fici W106-1, 1317 nucleotides. RefSeq lists its product as uncharacterized. The coding region runs from base 1 to 1317 and encodes 438 amino acids. NCBI's taxonomy places the organism in Eukaryota, Fungi, Ascomycota, Sordariomycetes, Amphisphaeriales, Sporocadaceae. The record is from RefSeq and is a predicted model, not a curated record. The transcript has a single exon.